Molecule: messenger RNA, 17959 nt
Organism: Bactrocera dorsalis (oriental fruit fly)
Lineage: Eukaryota; Metazoa; Arthropoda; Insecta; Diptera; Tephritidae
Gene: cic
Product: putative transcription factor capicua
Exons: 23
Coding region: 1785-10898 (3037 amino acids)
Biological process (GO): regulation of transcription by RNA polymerase II
Cellular component (GO): nucleus
Molecular function (GO): RNA polymerase II transcription regulatory region sequence-specific DNA binding; DNA-binding transcription factor activity, RNA polymerase II-specific
Source: RefSeq, a predicted model, not a curated record
UGCUUUUAUUUCGCUUUGAGCUCGAUUAAAAGACGGACGGGAGUUUUCUGAUUGUCGCGUUCAUCGACAUUUUCUGAAAGGAAAAUUGAAGGAUAGAUUCUUUUUUCCUUCCUUUUCUUAUAAUUUCAUAUUUGCAAAGCAAAUGAUGGUUUUCUGAAUUCAAGUGCGUGAAAUGCGAAAUUACUGCUAAAUAGUGUUGAAUUGUGAAAAAAAAACAAAUCUUGAAAUCAAAAAAAUGUAAUGAAAAAUCUGGUUGAAGUUUUUUUCUGAUAUCACAGAAAGAGUGAAAAGAAGAGGAGACGAAAGCAAAUAGGUAGAAAUGACGGUUUCAAUGAGUGAGUGAACAAAAGAGAGCGUGAAUAUGUGAACGUAAAUAAGAAGCUGAGAAAAAAUCGAAUUCCAUUGUAGGUGUGUAUUUUUUGACAUGGAAGGAAGACAAAAGUGGUAAAAAGAAAAACAACUGAAUGGCAAAAGUUCUAAAGUUUGUGGCAGUGCAAGAAACUUAAACGUGUACAGAUAGAACGAGCCAAAAUUGUAUUGAUUAGGAGGGAUCCAUUCCUUUUUUGCAAACGUAAAUGAAUAUUAUGAAAAUAUUUUGGAUAAAUAAGGUAGUGUUUAGGGUGGCUGUAAUCUGUGCGUUGACACAUGUGACCGCACAGAGAAAUUGCUGAGGGCGGCGUUGGCGUUCGUUUACGCACAUUCUGGAUAAUUGUAAAUAGAUACAUUUUCAACAAAUUAUAAUUCGAAUUAGAAAAGUGGAUUGUAAUGUUAUAUUCCACAAAAGCUGAUUGGAAAAGAAUAACCGCAAAUUAAAAAAGAACAGAAUUAAAUAGAAAAAGUGUUGAUUUGAAUAACAUAGAACUGUGAAUUGUGAAUCUUAUGAUGUCUUGCACAGCACAUAAUGUUAGCGAAAACUAAUUCUGCAAUAUAAUCGUGCUUUAUAUUAUUAAUAACUAUAUAACAAGAAAUUAAUAAAAGAUAUUAGUGAAAUAAGAUUGUUGAACUGUGAAUAAAAAAGCGGGUUUUUAUAAUAUAAUGACUAUGUUUGAUAAAACUACGGAACCUGCCAAUAAAUACAAAUUGGAAUAUGCAACCAUGAAGGACAAAUUCUUCGGACUAGUUAAGCAAUAAUGCGUUGUCGUCCUUUAAAAAGUAUAAAGUUCAAUAAAAAUAAACCAGUCAUUAACAACAUCAUCAUUACCAAUACCAAAAGCAACAGCAACUACUCUCCCGGAAGUAUUGUGAUUUGCAGAAAACGAUUUCAAAGACCAACUGCGUUCUUAGUACCGAGUAGCCGAGAAGCUUUUAUUUAUCUGCAUAUGGUCUAAUGGCUGCGAGGGCUGGCAGGCGUUUAUUAUAAUGAUUGCUUCCGUUUUUUUCAUAAUUGAAUUUGUGAAUUAUUGAUUUUCAGCCUCGAAAGCUGGAGAGAUGGAAAUUAAAAAGAAAAACUUUCAACACGAAAUACUCGCCAUCACUGCAAAGUAUUUUUUCAACCCACCCACCUUAUGGAUCUCGAGCAAAUAGUAAUAUGCUCACAUUUGUACAUACAUAUAUAUAGAUGAGAACUCUCACAAUUUUUGGACACUUACCUAGUAAAUAACUGUGUUCCGACUGCAGCGAAAACGCAUUAAUUAGAGCAUUUAAGAUGCCAUUUUUGAAUAUUUCAUAAGACUUCAUCCCUAUACAAAUUACAUUACGUGUGGACCAUUGUCGCUCUUGUCAGCGCAGACUUUGCAGUGAAGUCUGCCAAUGCUUACUUCGAUGUUUCGUGCAACAUCUGAAAAAUGGUCAAAGCGGUUUCAGCUCGAGCAACAGCAAGCACGGCCGCUUUGUACGUAGCAAAACAGCAAUUGCAAUUACAACAAGAACAGCCGAACAGCAAAAAAUCUACGCAAAAUCAUCAAAAAGAACAGAAGACUUUUUUCCGCGCUGAACCCGAACAAGUUUUAAAACAACGUGGACAGCAGUUUACUCUUGACGCUGAGGAGGUGGAAGAGGAGGAGGAGGAGCCGUGUGCAAAACGUAUUGCUGUUGCAUCGCUCAGCAAAAUGGUAAUACCAUCCUUGGCGGCAACAGCAACCACCAGCACAUCAUCAGCGUCCGUAUCCUCUUCUGUCGCAUCAGCAACAACGACGAACCAUGUUAAUACGUAUGCUGCUGAUCAGCAACAAAUACAACAACAAAGGCAACAACAAAAUGCUCUCUAUCAACAACAAAACCCGCCCGCUAGCCUCAAUAGCCAACAGUCGGCGCCGCGGCAGCAUCCGAAGAAGCGGAAAUUCGAUCCAGCCGAGCUGGACCGGCAACAGCAAACCUCACCACAACCACAGCACCACAGCAAUAGCGCAGCAGCAACGUCGUCGAUCUCCACAUCAACCACAUUAUGGCAUGAUAGCAAGCCAAUUUCGACGAAUAAAAACGUUAAUGUAAAUACCGAGAACAGUAACGGUAUCUUAACUUCGGCGAGCUUGAAGAACGGCAACGGGGCAGCCACAACAAGUGCAAUAUCAUCAGCAGCAACAGCAAAUAUUGUUGUUACAAGCUGCAAUAGCAACCUUUCGUGGUCCGCCACAACAACAAGUGGUGCAAAUGAAGACGCGACAUCGACGGAUAUGCUCCAUACAGCGAUACGUUCGACUGUUCAACAACAACAACAGCAGCACUCACCAGCGACAUCAAUGAUUGUGAGUCCGGUGGCAACGGCGGCACAUUCCAACAUAACAUUGCCGGCGGGAGUUGUAGUUGGCGCUGGCGCCAACGGAAACAGUGGAACCACAGUUGUAACGGCGGUUGGACGAGGCGCCACCUCCCUAGAAAGCCCCGAGAAACGCAUCAUCAUAACAAGCACACAGCCUUCAAGUAAUUAUAAGCUGCAAAAUGUGUUGAGUGUGACUCACAGCACUGGCGGUAAUCGCACUCUGACUUCUACAAGCAAUACUGCGUUGCAACAACAACAACGCCACACCUAUCAGCAGCAUUUGCAACAACCACAGCCUGUGGUUACCAUGCAGCAACAGCAACAGCAGCAGCCGCCGCUAGUUGCUAAUUUGGAUCUCAGCGAAUGGUCAAAUACGCGCGUAUUGGCCAAAUUAAAUAAUUUCUAUGCAUCGGGUAUUAUACGACACACGACAUCGUACAACGGUAGCUGUAGUGGCGCAGAUGCCAAUGGCAGACCACUUUCAGCUGCUACACCGAAUUCAAUUACAGUCGAAUUCGAUCCGCCGGAAAAUUGCACACAACCCUAUACGGACGUUUUGGGCAAUGGGCGUUUCAAUGUGAUAUUGGACGCUAGUCCACCAUUAGCUGAUAUUAAUGUGGACACUCGAGUUUGUGUGCGCAGUCAGAUAGAAGGUCGUUCCGGUUACGUUUUUGUGGAGGGCACUGUUACGGCCAUCAAUCCAAACACAAAACAAUUUACCGUUCAAAUUCUCACGGAUUCGACACCAAUAUUCAAAACGGUUAAACGGGCCGAUUUGCGUCUGCUGCUACCGCCAUGGUGGGACGAAUUGCGUGAGCUUUCACCUUUUCCACAGCAACACCACGCACAUGUUUUUGGCGCUCAUAAGGCAGGCGGUGCACACUCCGCGCUGCUCACUUCUCCACAUCAACAACGCACUGCCGGUGGCAGCGGUACUUCAGGGUCAGCGACACACAAAACCAGUGCUGGUCACCAUCAUCCACAAUUGAGUUAUGUGGGUACACGUUAUGACAGCAAAGUUCCGACACACCUUACGGUAGCGGGCUCACAACAGCUGCCUGCACACAUGACGUCAUAUAGUGCCGCACAGCAGCAUCUGCAAAAGCAAGAAGAGUAUUAUAGGACGACUGCCACCUCACCCUUCCAAAAUGUAGGUGGCAGUGGGCAGUCAUUGCUUGUGAACGCCCACAAUGCGGGAGCGAUUGGCAAGAUAAACGGCAACGGCAACAUUGCCACGGCGUCGCUACCAGAAAUUGUUGUUUCUCAGCAGCAAAUGGGCGGCAGCAGCAGCAGCCAUCAGCUCUCACAGUCGCCAUCAGAUGAUCUACAGCGGCGUCAGUCACGGCAAUACGAUGAAUUCGAGUCGGAUGAUGAAUUAAAGGGUGUGCAAAUAGAUGGUUACACGCUUGGCGAUGGCGACCCCGAGAAGCUGUCGGCGGGCAGCAAGCGUAGCAGUGUACAGAGCCGCGGCAGCACAUCAAGCACCCCAAGAUCUCAGGGAACUACACCGCAUCGCUUCAAUAAGGGUGAUAUUGUUCAGUCGGAAUCCGGAGUGCGCAAAAAAUACAAUGGCAAACAAUGGCGUCGCCUAUGCGGUAUGUGCUCCAAGGAAUCUCAGCGUCGUGGUUUGUGCUCGCGCCAUCUUAAUCAGAAAGGCAAUGCUUUUCGGCCUAAUGGUGCUAAUCGAUUUCCUCGUGAUAUGAAUAGCCGUUCAAGCAGUAAAACACAAGUGGAUGAAGACACUUCGCGUGACUCAGAAACGUCACCCAACUACCGUGCGGCAGGCCGCUCUGACCAGGAGGAAACUGAUGUGGCUAAUAUUUUAGUGUCACUGAGCAGUUCACGCUCGGCAACGCCAAGCUAUUCUUCGCCUGUCAACCACGGUACCUCGCCGAUGAAUGUUACCAACUCGCCCGUGCCAGUCGUCACAAAUCGCCAAAAUUUUUUCACGCCAAUAGGCGGUGGCCCCGUUGUGACAGCGGAUGCGCAAACAACUAAGUGGAAGCCCGCAGCUAGCCCCAUACAGUAUGGUACAGUGGGCUAUUCACAAGUUAUACGCCCGGAAACGGUGCGUGCGCAAGGCAACGCUACCGCACCACCGCCACAACAGUCGCCCGUCUCUAUGGUGAUACACAAUCAGAACAGUGUUAAUGUAGCUGCUGCACAGUUGCCUGGAACCGCUGGCAAUAUACAUCAUUCCUCUCUGCACUCGGCGCAUCACCAGGUACCGCCACCACUAUCUCCAGCACAAUCUGUUGUCAUGCAGCAGCAGCAUCAUCUGCAGCAACCGCCACUCGCGCAUAGCCAUAUAUCCCUGUCGCCAGGCGGGCCACCUCCACCGCAACCGAUCGUUAGCAGCGCUGUGAUUGCACCACCUCGGCCACCUGCUUCUGUGGUUACAAGCGUUGGUCACGCCACCACCAGCGUUAUACGGAUCUCACCUGCUGCCGCCGCCGCUGCCGCAAAUAAUGGUUCCACACAUGGCAGCACAGUAGCACCGUCAUUGUCGCAAUCCUUUCAUCCUGUCAUAGUCGAUCCAACGCAGCUGGUGCCUUUGCUCUCGCCGGCGAGUGGCAAUUCAUCGUUGCAGACAGGACAGCCCACAUUGGUUUCGAUCAGUAGCGGUUUGGGUGUGGGUGGCAGCAAUAGUUCGCUCUUAGCCGCCGCUCAUCAGCAUAAUUUGCAACAACAGACGGCAGCGCCAGUGAUUUCAAAUGAAAAGACGAUUCCAAAAAACGGAUUUCCGCCGGGGUCGAUAUAUCAAUGGCAAACGCUGUUGCCCACCAUCAGUCAGUCCCCCGUUAAACCGACCAAUUUUACAAUAGCCGGCAUCAUACCGCCAACGGCGGAAACACCACCUCCACAACAACAACAGCAGCAACAGCAAACAACACAAGGAAUUAAUUUGAUAAAUCACCAUGGCGCCCACAACAAUCUCAGCAAUCAUAGUUUGAGCGUCGGUCAUAAAAUCAGCGCCGACUUAGACUCACCCGAAAAACCGCUGAAUUUCUCAACAAGUGAUGCGGCGGCCGCCAAGAAUAAUACUUUUAAUAAAAAUAAUGGAGCAGGCAGUAGUAGCGGGGGCAACAGCAGCGUACCACAAGAAGAUAACGACGAUCAAUUAGACGAUGAUGUAUUCGAACCAAUGGCACCAGCGCAUCCCAAGCCGAAGCACGCACGAUUCGCCAUCAACAGCAGCAGUGAUAGCUAUAGAUAUGGCACUUCGUCAAAGAAUAAAUAUGGCAAUGAGGGUGUGGGAGAAACGAAGACGUCAACAGCAUCGGGUAAUAGCGGUUCGGCGGCCAAGCGGCGUUCACAAUCGCUCAGCGCAUUACAACAACAACAGCAGCAGGCAAAAUCAACUGCCGGAGGAGGAAAUUGUGCCAUUGAUAAGGAACCCUCCAGUCCAGAACCGGACAAAAUUCGUCGUCCUAUGAACGCUUUUAUGAUUUUCUCUAAAAAACAUCGUAAACUAGUUCACAAAAAGCAUCCGAACCAAGACAAUCGCACUGUUAGCAAAAUUCUAGGUGAAUGGUGGUACGCUUUGAAACCGGAGCAGAAAGCUAAAUAUCAUGAAUUGGCCAGUUCGGUGAAGGACGCCCAUUUCAAGAUGCAUCCACAUUGGAAAUGGUGUUCGAAAGACCGUCGUAAGUCCUCUAGUUCAGGCAAGGGGGAAACAUGUGGGGGGCCUUUGGACAUUAGUGACGGCAUCGACUUGCCAAUACAUAGUCCCGGUUCAGCGAGUGCUUCAAGCAACACCGCCAUCGAUUCUCAAAGCGAUAUCAUACCACUUACAAUUGAGGAAACUCUGGGGCAAGUGAAAGAAGAAAAGACAAGUAUUAAAGCAGAGUUGGUGCAGCCGAACGAAACGCAACAGUCCGAUGAUGAGCACAUGCUGGUGGUAGAUGAAGCUACAAACAGUAAGCAGAGCAGCAAUAGCUGCAAUUUAGGAUCUCAACAGCAGGAGUCUACAUUGAAGCAAAUAGAUUUAAAAUGCCGUGAACGCGUUACCGAUUCCGAUGUUGAGGAUGCUGCCUAUGAUUAUAGAAAAACCGCAACUAAUGCAGCAAAGAGUGUGCAAAGUGAAAAUUCAGCUGAAAACGAAAAGCUCUCAAUGUCGAAGGAAGCAAGUAUAAAAAAUGAGAGUCAAAGUAAAUCGGACGAAAUGUUGGCGCUCAGCACUUCUAGCAACAACGCGCUUAACGUGAACACUGAACGAGAUAUUACACUGAAACCGAAACCCAUCAAGCCAUAUGCUUCCAGCAUUGAAAGUAGCAUUCUUAGUCCACAGCAGCUGCCGAAGUACUCAUACAACAGUCCGAAGAACCCAAUCGGUGUAACACCAUUCCAACCAACAGGCGGUGCGUUCAAAACCAUGCCCAUAAGCCCGAAAAGCACAAAGCUAGACGAACAACAGAUGCAGCCACUGCAUAUAAAGCAGGAGGAUAUCAAGCAAGAGUUGUCUUCGCCAUACAAAAUGAAUGGCGGCGGUGCAAAUGUAAAUAGCGUAUUCACUUUCAAUGUACCAAUGGGCGCGGCAGCGAGUCUGAAUCAAAAGACACAACAGACAACAGGACAUCCAUUACGCAGUCCCAAUACCAUGGAGGGUAGUAAAGCAAGUCAGUUGUUGGUCGCAAAAGCCACAGAGCGCCGCAAAGAUACUCGUUCCCAGACACUUUCUCACGUCGCCGAUGAUGACGACUACGAUGCUUACGAGACCGAAACAGAUUUUGAUGAUAUAGAAUUCUAUACAAUACCAAAAUUACGUUUAACCAGCACACCCACUACGCCCAGCUGCAGCAGAACACCAACAACGAAAACGUUUUCAUCAAUUUUGGCUGUGAGCACGGUUGAGCCAGGGGCUGACCGGCCGCCACCAUUGAAACGAAGACAAUUCACUAUCGUGCGUUCAUUGACACCACAACAACAGCACAACUCACCACAUCGUCAGUUGAAAUAUUUACAUCAGCGGCGGGUGGAGACACCGCCUACAGUAAUUACACGCGUACCUACACCAUUUGGUAUUAAUGAGCCGCAAUCGCCGAAACUCAGACGACAAUCGUUGAAUGCCUCACCAGCAUUACAACAGCUCGUGCCAGCUGUGCCCAGUACUGCUCAGUUCGCAAUUAUUCGUACACACCACCAUCACCAUCAUCAUCAUCCACAUUCCAAUCCACACCCGAAUUCACAUUCAUUAAGCUCUACACCGCCACCUUUGUUCUUCAACAAAGCAUCUAGGAGCGCAACCAUGAUAUCACCGCUCACUCUGCCUGCGUCUACCACAAUAUCAAACACCACCACCUCAUCCCUUAUAUCCUCAUCAUCAACUCUUACAUCCACAUCCACCUCAACAACAGUCUCAUCCUCUUCGCAAACUGACAAAACUAAUGUUUUCCCCUCUCAUUGCUCCUCGUAUAAUGCUAACAACAACAAUAACAAUGACACUUCAAUUUUGUCAUCUAUAACAAAACCUUCGACUCCAACGACAACAACAACGAUUGCAAAAAAACUGUUUACAAUUAAAAACGGCUGUUUUAAUAACAAUUCAAAUCUCAUCACAAAUGGUAAAGAUGUGUUUAAUAAAAACCCAACAGCUACCCGCUCCACCAUUCUUUGCGACCCGAUGGUAAUGGAGGCGAUGAAAGACGUGCAGCUUAACGAGACCGACACGGAAACAUCAGCUGUUGAUGCAACUUCCAACAUUAAAACACCAGCGAUCACAAUUCAACAACCACCGACGAUGUUGGUGAUAACCGAUGGACAGCGUUAUGCCAGCAGUUCCACUGCUCAGUUAUUGCCGCAUAAAUUGAAGAAGUUGUCAGACGCUGGCAAUGUGCCAGCUACAUACACUUACGUAUUGGCCACCAAUAGCAACGCUGGCCCCAACAAAGCCAGUGGAACUGCCAAUCCAAACGCAUUAAACAUUAAUUCAACUCCCUCCACACCCAUCACAGUCAAACAUUCGAAUAAUGUUGCGACCACCUUGCGUCCAUUGUCGCUGAUCAGCGUGAAUUCUUGCAACAAGAUUACACUUCCGGCGAACGCACGCAUACUCGCCGCGACCUCAUGCUCUUCCAAUAGCAACCAUAGCGGCAAUAUUGUUGCCAUGGGCAAUGGCAACGUAGGAAUUGGUGGUGGUGGCAAUGCACCGCCAAUUGGUAGCACGCUAACGCUAUUGAGUACGGCACCAUCGCUCACGGCAACCGCUACACGUUUGGGCUGUGGCAGCGGUAGUGGCAGCAAUAUCAAGAACAAUAAUAACAGUAUCAUUACAAUUACUAAUGCUACUAACAGCAGCAGCAGCAGCAGCAAUAACAACAACAACCUCAAUAACAUAUUCACUUUCAGCAGCAACGACACAAUAGCAACAACUAGCGGGACCGCCGCCUUCAAUGCUGACGUCAAAAGUGGCAGUGGCAGCAUCGAAGGCAAUGGCGGUGGUAGCACUUCGAUUUUAAUGUUCAACUCAAAUAUUGCAACUGUUGUUAAUUCCACAGCCAGCGCAGCGGCAUCAUCGGUGCCUUCGUCACCUGCAUCGGCUAGCGUAGCCAACAGCUCGAACGCGGCCUCCUGUUUUACCAGCACUCCAGUCAUGACGCCAACACAAAUACUUGCAACGACGACUGGUGGUAAUGGCGGAAUCGCAAGCGGCCAGAAGCAGAUACUUUUCACAGUUAACAAUAUGUUAAAUCAGGUCGCUCUUCUACCAAUGCCACAACUAACAGAAACUGCAGGCAGUAUCGCCGGCGCCGGCAAUGUUUCUUGUGGGCCAAUUAAACCAACUCCCAUCUCUUAUCCCAAUUACAAGAAGAACAAUGGUCAAACGACUUACGGAGUGAAUACAAAUAUAAGUGGCGGCAGUGCUAUAUCAAAUAGCAACAACAACAACGCUAUUUUACUGCACAAUUAUACUGAGUCUACACCAAAAUCGCCGUCUUGCAAAUCAUUACCUACCACUCCGAAAUCGGCGUGCUUGUCUUCAACUUUCGCAAUGAAUCCACCGGACUCGGCUGGUAAACGCAGCACAGAUAGCAGUUCAACCUCAGCUGUGGACGCCGAGGAUGAGCAGAAUGACAUUGGUGGCAGACAGCAAUUCAUUUUAGCACCAACGCCUGCGCAACUGGGACGUGCGAAAUUUCCGCGACGAAAAAAUUUCGCUUCAAACAACGCAGGUGGCGAAAAUAGCAAUAACAACACAUUUGCUACUACUGUUCUGAUGGGGUGCAACUCUAUGAAGAAUUUGAAUUCGCCUAUUAUGGUGGACUCAUCAUCGCCGAUUAUUGGUAAUGUGAACACGGCGGUCAGUUCGAUGACAUCAGCGCUGCCCACACCCACUUCGUCAACGAACACGCCCAACAGCGAUGAACAAAUGCCAACUACACCAUCGGCAGUUAAUAGCAAUAGCAGUGCCGGUAGCGUAAGUGAUUUAAGCGGUAUGUUGAACCCCAAGUCGCCGUUAAAAUCAGCAUCUGCGACCAAAAAGAAAAACGAUGACAUGGAUAACGUCCUAAAACAAGUUGACUUCGAGAAGAAAUAUCAGGCAUUGCCACAGUUCAAACCCGAGGAUUGCCUAUCUCCCAGCGCAAUCGCAGUGCCAUCAUCGCCACGCGUUUACGGCACUAAUUAUCGAAAGAAGAAUCCACCACAGCCAAUUGUGCCCCCAAAAAAGCUCGUGUGCGAGGAUGAAUCAGCCAUUGAGACAGCAUCCUUGCCAUCAACGCCGUCACAGCGUUUCUUCGGGCCCGAUUUCAACAUUGAACAGCUAAAUUUGGAGAACUCCGAUGAGACAGACCGUUCGCCACGCACUCCACAAACCCCUUUACAAAGUGCACGAUCCGAUGCGAGCGAGAAGGGUCAUCGUAAAGUAUUAGAAAUACGUCGCAAAUUUGUUUAUCAACUUUUUAACGAACAUGGCAUGUUUCCAUCAACCCAAGCUACAAUGGCUUUUCAGAAAAAGCACAUCGAUGUAUUUCCGCGAAAGCAAGAUCUCCAAUUGAAAAUACGCGAAGUGCGUCAAAAAUGCAUGAGUCAGGCUGGAUUCACACCACACUCGGCCGGUCCUAUGACGCCAUCCGCUGAAACUAGCCUGUCCACAACUUCGGCAACAAUAACAACAAACACAACUAUAGCAACAACAGCGCUAAACCAGAACUAUGGGAGCGGAGAAAAUUAUGCGCAAACACAAUCAAAUGACGAAUAAUUAAGUGAAGCUUCCCUGAAUACGUAGCUCGUGUAAAGAGCUAAUAGUAUUAAAAACACGAUAGCAACUAUUGUUCAUAUUUCUUAGAGAGAGAGAGAGAGAAUUAAGGGGAGAGUUCAGUACAAUCAAAUUCAAAUUCAGUGUGCCAUGGCAUAAUAUAAUUAUGCAAUUUAUGCAUAUAACCAUAUAAUGCCAUCAAGAGCUGUAAGUAAAUAACAUUUGCAACCGCAGAGAGGGGAAGUUUUUAAUGCCAACCUAAGAAAUAUUUAAACAUAUACAUGCCCAUACAAAGGAAAGUAAUUGCCUUUGAUAUACCAGAUGAACUGCGUCAACAGUGUAAAAGUUCUAUGACAAUGAUAGUGUAUUAUUGUUCGAAAACGAUUUGUUUACCUCUUUUCGAAAGUUUAUAUAUUUAUGUUAUAGUUGGAGAAUUCAUAGAAGACAUAAUCAAUUGAUAAAUGAUAGCAAACCGUUUAUUAUAAGCAAUAAGCUACUGCAAUAUGACACGCGACCUGGCAACAACAACAUACAACACGAUUGCGGUUUGUUGCAACGAUACACCAACAACGCCAGUAAAAAAUUACCAGCAUUAAUUGAUAAGCGCAUACGCCAAGCCUAGAAAACUGAAAUGAAAUGGAUUCGAAAAGCGAUUGUAUUAAGAGAAUCACAAAUAUAGACACAAAGUGAACAGCACAGUAAAGAAACACACAGCAAAUUGAUUUAGCACACAUAUAAUGCAAACACUUUAAAACAUAUAUAAAUAAUCCCGAUUAAUUAAAGCUUAAAUAGUUUUUAAUUUUAAAACGCAUCAAUAAACAAUAUUGCAAAGCAUACAGGAUAGAAAUAAACCUUUAUUCAAGCAUAUAAUCAAUGUAAUGAAUUCAAAUAAGUAAAUAAUGAAUUAACCGAUUGUAUUAUUAGUACACUCAAACAAAGAAAAACGAAAGAAAACAAAAAAAAAUAACAAAAAUAAAGAAGUACAGAAAAUAAAUAAUUAAUUAUUAACUAAGUAGCCUUUGCAGGUUAGUGGGUGAAGUGAACUCAAAGUUUAAAUUAAAUUAAAUUAAUUAUAGAAGAAGCUUAAAGAUGUCUUAAACAUAAUGUUAACACAUUUAACAAAUUGCUACAAACGGCACACGGUGAAAAUUAUAUAAACUUGGCAAACAUGCAUACACGCAGAGAUAAAUAACGAAGUAGCCCAUUCAAGACACAAACAUUAUUAUUUUGUUCAACAUUUUAAAACAGCACAUAAGCAAACAAGUAAGUGCAUGCAAAUAUUUUAUUAAACACAAACACUUACACACACAGAGAUAAAAGCAUUGGUAAUUGAGCGAACAUAACCUAUAAUACUUUUAUGCCUCCUGCACCCUCUCGGCGUUCGUCUUACGACUAUGCAGUUUAUUUUACAUAAUGAAAAAGAAUCGCCUUAUAAAUUCAUUAUCUUAGUUGCAAAAACAUUGAAACAAAUUGAAGUAAAAUUUCAUGUAAAUUAAACAAACAUUUAUUUAUUUCUUUGUAUAAAUAAGCCGCCAGCACAAAGCAUAUUUUUUUAUUAUUUUCAACACUUGUAAUUUGUUUCAAAAUCCCGCUACUUCCCGCUCCACAAUCCACAAAAUUAUUUCCACCUGCCUAUGUCUUCUUUACCCAACCAGCUCCCCUGCUUUUAAAGCGCCGUUUUAUAUACACUUUGUAUUUUAACUGAAAUUUUAUUUAAACAAAAAAAUUAUUGAAUUUUAAUUUAUGAUUUUAACAUUUAUUUUAACUACACAAUCUGAAAACAAUACAACAUUAUAUUUUCCUGGCAUACUGUAACUCGAGAAAAUAAUUGUUAAUUAAUGAAUUUGUGCGCAAUUAGAGCUUACGCUAUAGUUUUAAUACAAAUUUAUAUCUAUUAGGUUAUUUCGAUAUCGUUGGCGGCCUUAUGGUUAUGAAGUACGUAAUAUAUCUAGCCCUCAGCCACAUCGAGGCAAAAGUUUUUCUUUAUUAUUUUAAGCAGUUAUUAUGCGGCUUUCUUGAAUUACUAAAAAUCGUGCAGAAAAAUUACAAAUUUGCUUAUAACUUAGUUGAGCCCAGCUGUUCUCAUUAAAAAUUGUACAAAUUAAUUUCAAUGAUUUUUUAAUAUUUGCUUUAAUGCGCCCAUUCGCUUACAGCACUGAAAUGAAAUAUGUGAAGCAAACACGCAUACGUACAUACAUACAUAUGCUUGUAAACACAAAUGUGAGCGACUGUCGUCUUCCACUUAGAAUACUGCAAUAUUAUAAAUAUUGUUUUUCUUUUUUUAUUUUAAACAUAUGUGCAUUAAUAUUUUAUACUUAAAUACAUAAAAAACAAUUACUUUUUGUGCUUUAGUAAUUUCUACUAAAAAACUAUUCGAGCGAAUGUUUUCAACCAGUUUUUAGUAAUAUUUAAACUUAACUCGUUUAAAAUUACUUUUUGCGGCAACAAUUCAAAAGAAGAUUUUUCAAGUUUUCAAAUAUGUUUAUUUUCACAUUUUAUUAGAAACUUCUGGUAAUUAUAUAUACAUAUUUCCUUGCAUGCAUUUAAGACUGUAUGACAAAUAUUUUUUUAUUGAUUAUGCAUUGUAGUAAAUAUUAUUAUUUAUGAAACACUUACACAUAUGCAUGCACACUCGUAUUUGAAUAUGCAUACCGUGUACGGAUUUCAUUCGAAAUUUUAUCUUGUAGUUAAGUUAAUAUUUUAGUUAUCUUACUUUUUCAAUAGUUUCUUCUUAAUAAGUUAAUAAUUUGCAAAAUAUACUAAAGUCUCAAAUACUAAUGCCAACAAACAUAUUGUUAAUUAUUAUAUACAUAUAAAACAAUCGCUAUGUAGUAAUUUUUUUUUUAUUAUUUCUAAGAAAGAAGAAAAAAUGUAUUAUCUUAAAAUGUUUAUAUAUCGAAACACAAGUGCAUUUGCUUUAGUAUCGUAAAUUACAAAGCAAAGCUGUAUGUUUAAUCUUUUCUAUACCCCAUCAUAAAUACAUAUAUAUAUAUAAAGAAAAUGAAACAAGUAGUGCAUAUACAAAUUAUAAAUGUGUUUUUAGAAUGUUAAAUAAAUUUUGAUUUUAUGCAGAAAAUAAUUUCUUAUGUUAUUGUUUUAUUUAAGCCGUUUGUUUGCUUAUUCGAACCUUAGCAAUACACCCGGAGACAAAUUAGCGCAUUUCAAUUAUAUAUUUUUAUAUUUCCUUAAUUGUAAAGUUUUAAGCUUCUCCAGUGCAUUUUGAUUACUUUAAUUAAAUUUUAAAUCAUUUUAAUUAAUUAAUAAUUAAUUUGAUUUUAUUGUGCUCAGCCAUUGCAUAAUAUAAUAUGCACAUUAAAAAAUAUUUAUUUGCUAUAAUAAUCAAAGACACAUGGAAAACUCUCAAAGCGUGAAGACAUCCCAAGGUUUCAAUUCAUUAUAGGAAUUUGAAAUUCAUUCUUAAUUUUUUUUUAAGCUUGAUGUUUGCAAUAACACCAUUUUACAAACUGUUAUUUUUGUUAUAAACUCUACGUUAUAUAGUAUACAUAUGCGCAACAUAUAAUAAACUCAAGAAAAUGUGCCAAGCGGAGAAAUACAAAUACAAGUACGAUGUAAUAAUGAAGAAUUUUCUAAAUAAUAAUAAAGAAAUAAAAUUUAAGAGAACUUGUAGAUGAAAUAUGAAAAACACACUCAAAUAUAACGCGGCUGCAUUAGCAAUACUAAAAAUCAUUUUAGAAACGAUUAAGCCACUAAAUAACUUACAUAAUUUGUAAAUAAACACUUGGAUUAUCAGCAAAAAAAGGCAGAUGUCAAUUUGUGGUUGGUAUAAGAUGUAUAAAUUUUCAAACUGUUUAGCUUUCAGUGUUGAUUUAAGGGGAGAGAAGACCACUUUUACUUUUUGAUAUUUUUUAAUGAAACGUUUAAAUCUAAAAUUAAUCUAAACCAAUGCUACAUUAUAGUAUAGUUGACUUUCAAGAAUAUUUAGUUAAAUUUUUAUGGAGAAACUUUCAAAAAUACCGCAAUGGCAGGUAUUACUCAGGAGUAUAUCGAAAAAAGUUGGACUGCGGUGUCGCUUAUAACAUACAUAUGUAUGUACUUCACACGUGGUGUUACAUCAUACGAAAUCAAAAUAUCAAAUUCGUUCAUUCGCUAAUAGUUUGUCCCGGGUAACACCGAGUGGGUUUUUUAACAUUUUCUAAAGCAUCAGAAAUAUUAAAGAAAACGCAAUUUUGUGUGAAAUCCCCAGCUAAUUUGAUAUAAUUUCAUAUUGUACAAGAAUGUUAUUAACAAAUUCAAAAGGAAUUUUCCGACGUUACCUCGUCUAUGUGCAGAUAUAUAGUAUACCAAAUCAAUGCAGUGAUUUUGAAAUUAUGUAGAGCGAAGUACUCUUAACUUGGUUAAUUUUGCUAUAACCGACCUAUAAAAAUUCUGCUACGCUCCUAUUCUUCUUUUUACCGAACCUAGAUUGGCCGUAAAUUAUUUUUCUUUUAAUGUUUUUAAUUUUAUACUUCGUUUUUAAUGGAUUUCAACUAUGAAUUUAUUUUUUUUUAUCAUUUUAAAAAUCUGUUCUAGUCCAUAUGCGUUCAUUUAGACAAAAUAAAAAUACAAAAAAAAAAUUAAAGACCGUACUACACUUUGUACAUACAUAUGUAUGUGUAUUUAAAAAAAAAAAAACAUAUUACUUCUAUGAACUUCUGAUCUGCAGCCUAACAUUUCCAUAUGUUAGAUAUGUUAGUAUAUAUGUAUGAAUAUACAUUUAAUUGAUGAGAAAACGGAAUAGUUUAAUAAAAUUUACGAUCACCAUAACCUAUAUAAUAUUGUAAAAGCUUUUGCGGUUUUCUGAUUUGAUUGCAAAUUUCCUAAAGCUAUCUUUUCAACUCAUUGAGUCUUUAAGUAAAAAUGUUUGCGAAUUUUUCUCCCCCGAACAGCUUUAAAACUACUUGUAUAAAUGAAAAUGUUUUCAUAACGUGUCGCUGUCUUUAUGUUUGUUGAUUAAACAGGACAAAAAUAACACAAAUUCAGUGAUUAGAAGCAAACAACAACAUAAAUUAUACAAAAACAUACAAACUUUCUGAAACCAACUCAUACUGAAAAAAAACGAAUAAAUCAUAAUGACAUACAUAUGCACAUAUCUGUAUGUAUAAUUAUAUAAAUAUCAUUUAAAUAUAAUUGAUUAUAAAUAAUGCAAAUGCGCUGUACAAGAAAACCAAACCAAAGCAAAUUACAAAACUUUUGGCAACAACCCUUUUGGAUAUGACGAAAAACAAAAACGACAUACAUGACUGCAGACACACACAUAUACAGUAUAUAAGUAAAUGUUACAAAAUUCCAAUGAAAACUGCAACUAUUUAGCAAGACAAAAGCAAGAAGAGUGAAAAAACACAAAACAAAACCGCGUUUCGGACUCAAAAUUCUAAAAUUCAGGUAUUACGAAAAUAGUCUUGAACUGUAAAUCAAGGAAACAUAAUUAUGUAAUUUAAAUGUAAGUGAAAGUGAAUAAAUUAAUUAAAACUAGAACAAGAAUUAAGCAAAUAUUUAGAUACAUCGUUUUACAAAAACCAAAUAUGUAUUUUAACAAAAUGUUUCCAUGAAAUAAAAACGAUUAAUAUUAAGAAUGAAUUAAUUACCAGCAAAUUUUUGUGACAAAAUAAAAAUUAUUGAAAAAAUAUAAAUAAAUAAAUAUAGUUUGUUGAGUUCAUAGGAUUUGAAGAAAGUAAUAAAAUACGUAUACUUUCCUUGAGCUUUAUUAAUAACGACACUAAAGUCGGUUUAAAGGUUUAGGCGCAGCGCUUUGGUUCUUAAAGCGUACACCCACACAUACACUUAACCUACUCAAUAACUUUAUGUUUGGAAACAUCAAGUGUUAUACCACUUAUGUAUACUUAUUUUAAAAUCCUCUGUACAAAGCUGAGCUGAAAAAUCGUCGGCUUAUUGCAGACAUCGCCACUUACCUGAUAAUCCUAUCCUUGUUAUUAAAUUGUCUUAGAAUACUAGACUUUUCCAGUUAUUGGUCUCAAAGUGGCGGCCUGGUUUUUGGGAUUAAGAAGUUAUUUUUAAUUGUUCAAUUCAUUUAUCGUUCAUUCUUGUAAGUUUUUUUGUAGGUCAACCCAAAAACAACAGACGCGAUGUUUACAAUGUUCGUUUCGACGAACUGCUUUGUUGAAAACUCGAUCUUUGCAGAGUUGAACUGGGAAACUAAAGAGCACUGAUAACUGGGACAAUGCCAGCAAGUUUCAAUGUGGACAGUUUUCAAAGUUGGCGUUCACUAAUGUUAUUGAGACAAUGUCUUUUCUGCCUUAAUUUUUUUUAUUUAUUACAAAAGUUAUUUUCUAAAACGAAAAAGAAAAAUAUCUAUGAGCGCCUUCACUUGUCCCUAUUCGCAAUUGUAAUGUUCUUUAUUUUCACUCGACUGAGUUGCGAAUAUUUUCAAAUAUAGUUAAAUCUAUUUUAGCUUUAAUCAAAUCCAGUUUAGUUGAUUAUUACUUAUACAUACAUAUAUGUAUGUAAACACUCAUACAAAUGUACAUAUACUUUUAAAAUAUUGCACAAACGAAACUUAACAAAUAUACGUACAUGAAAUUAAAAUAGUUGCAUAAAUAAUUGAAGAGCGACGUAAUGAUGUGCAUUUUUAAAAUGAAAGCAGUGAGUGUUAGGAAGUGCAUAACCUCACUUAAAUUUAUAAAUGCAUAAAAGAAAAGAAAAAACAAACAAAAAAGUAAAUAAAUAAAAUAAUAUGUAUGUGAAAGUAGUGAAAAUAUAUAUUAUCUUCAAUUGAACUUUAAAUGAACACAUAAACAAGAAGACAGACAAAAGAAAAAUUUAUUGAUUUAGAGUCAAGGUCAUGUACAUUUUUUAAAUUUGUGAUGUUUUGGCAAAAACGCUAUUAUUUCUAAAAGAAAUUAAAGAAACCAAUUACUGAGCAUAUUACGUUAAUAAACAAAACGAAAAAUUACCGAAUGUGUUUGUUCCCAAUUGCACCGAAAUGUGUCUAAAUUUGCAAGCAUCUUUCUUUAGAUCUACAAGAACAUUGAUACAUACAAAUAUAGUAUUUCCAAAUUCAAUAUGUGUAAGACUACUGUCAAAGCAUAAUUAUUGCCAUGAGUGUA